Heterobasidion irregulare TC 32-1 is the source of this 957-nucleotide messenger RNA. RefSeq lists its product as uncharacterized. Gene Ontology annotation, cellular component: cytosolic large ribosomal subunit. Lineage: Eukaryota; Fungi; Basidiomycota; Agaricomycetes; Russulales; Bondarzewiaceae. Bases 31 to 783 code for a protein of 250 amino acids. The record is from RefSeq and is a predicted model, not a curated record. Gene Ontology annotation, molecular function: structural constituent of ribosome; RNA binding. Gene Ontology annotation, biological process: maturation of LSU-rRNA from tricistronic rRNA transcript (SSU-rRNA, 5.8S rRNA, LSU-rRNA). The transcript is spliced from 7 exons.
GAGCUCGACAUUCCCCUCGAUCCUCAAGAAAUGGCGGCCUCCACCACCGUACCCACCGUCUCGGACAUCGAAGUCCCAGAGACCCUCCUCAAGAAACGAAAGCAAAAUGAAAAGGCCCGUGAGGAGCGUUUGGUGAAGGCGGAUGCUGCUCGCAAGGCAGCCAAGGCCAAGCGCAAGGUCAUCUUCAAGCGGGCUGAGACUUACGUGAAGGAUUACCUGUCGAAGGAGCGGGAGGAGAUCCGCCUGAAGCGGGCUGCGCGCGCAUCAGGCGACUUUUAUGUUCCUGCCCAGCCGAAGGUCUAUUUUGUUGUGCGGAUUCGGGGUAUCAACGAGAUUGCGCCAAAACCACGCAAGAUUUUGCAGCUCCUCCGCCUUUUGCAGAUCAACAACGGUGUUUUCGUACGAGUGACGAAGGCAACGCAGCAAAUGCUUCGCCUGGUCGAACCUUACGUGACUUAUGGCGAGCCAAAUUUAAAGACCGUUCGUGAGCUGAUCUACAAGCGCGGCUACGGCAAGGUCGACAAACAGCGCAUCCCCCUGUCCAACAACGCUGUCAUCGAGGAAUCCCUUGGCAAAUAUGACAUCCUAUCUGUCGAGGACCUCGUUCACGAGAUCUUCACCGUUGGUCCCAACUUCAAGCAGGCUGCCAACUUCCUCUGGCCAUUCAAACUUUCUAACCCCACUGGCGGCUGGAGGAUCCGGAAGUUCAAGCACUACGUGGAGGGCGGUGACUUUGGUAACCGGGAGGACAACAUCAACAAGCUCAUCCGACAGAUGAACUAGGUUAGGUGUCUUGGAUGAUGGUUGGGUGGAGCACUAUGGGGUCGAUGUAGUUGAGGCCCGCCCGCUUUUUAUGGUAUGCAUGGCAUGGAUCGUAUUCAUCUCCUUUCCGCCCUUUUUCACUUGCUUUCUGUGCCUGUAUGUCAAUAUGAUGCAUAGUAAAAGACAUAGCCAAUC